This is a messenger RNA of Pimephales promelas (fathead minnow), 738 nucleotides long. The record is from RefSeq and is a predicted model, not a curated record. NCBI's taxonomy places the organism in Eukaryota, Metazoa, Chordata, Actinopteri, Cypriniformes, Leuciscidae.
CAAACUUUUCUAAGAGUUUUCAAACUUCUGCUCGGGCUCAAGUCGCGCGCACGCGAACUCUCCCCUCCUUGACUCCCGAUUUCCGUUUCGUGCUUUGAAACUUUCUUUCACUUGAAGCAUUUUCCACACUCUUAAGUUAUGUGGAUUGCGAAUAGAUGACAGCGCGCGAGGGUUUACAACUGCUUCACACGGGACUGAGUGUAGUUGAUACUAUAGUUUUUUUUUGUGGACUAUCUUUCUUUCUAUAGUGUGUGUAUAUAUAGUACAUAGUGUUUCUUUCAAACGUCCCCAACACUUUCACUUCUACUGGAUAUGGCUGUGCUCAUGUGGGACAUCAUUGUUUCUCUAGCGUUAUUUAUUUCUCCGGCUUUGAUUUCGGCGGAUCAAAGCGGCUUCAGGAAACUGUACGUACUGCAGCCGGGACCGAGCGGUACGGACGGGGUUCACUUAAGCUCAAUUUCAUCGCUCUCGGGAGCUUCGGGACAGCCACACUCCUACAAUGUGGAGCUCAAAGCCAGUUUCAGCGGCCAGGUCCGAAACCGAAGAAUGGGUCACCAACCGAACCCGAGCAUUCCAAUCCGCCAGGACGCGCAGCCUGGCCGACACACAACCAGCCAUCAUAUGCAAGUGUCAGGAGUGAACGUCUGUGGGGGGCAGUGCUGUGUUGGUUGGAGCAAGACCCCAGGAUCUCAGCGCUGCACUAAACGUCUUUCUUCAUCAUCACUACACCAUUCUUGA